Molecule: messenger RNA, 3333 nt
Organism: Teleopsis dalmanni
Lineage: Eukaryota; Metazoa; Arthropoda; Insecta; Diptera; Diopsidae
Product: general transcriptional corepressor trfA
Exons: 6
Coding region: 3-3251 (1082 amino acids)
Cellular component (GO): cytoplasm
Molecular function (GO): guanyl-nucleotide exchange factor activity
Source: RefSeq, a predicted model, not a curated record
CAAUGGAUAUACCCAAUACUGGAGCCAUUUUCACACUUGGCAAAUCGUAUUUAGCGGAAAACACUCACAGUUAUUUUUAUAUAAAAAAUGAUCCGAUAAAACGUCUGAUAUCAGGCCCGCAUCAGAGUGCAGUUAUAUGCGAAUCAGGACGACUUUUUGUGUGGGGUGAGAACCAGUACGGUCAGUUGGGCAUCGGAGGUAACAGUCACAACACAAACAAUCAUAACAACAACAACAACAAUAACAACAACGGCGAAAUAAUCACGAAACCCACCUGCGUUAAAUCGUUGAAAGCCUUAGGCCUGAAAAUUGCCGAUAUUGCAUUUGGAAGCAAUUGGGCGGUUAUACUGACAUAUUCCAAUGAACUCUUCUUUACCGGACAAAAUGUUUUCGCUAACGAAACAAAUGUUGCACGCAACUUUACCGAGGCAACAGUGUCUAAUGAGUCCUGCUCCAUUGUACGCAAACCAUUUCGUUUGGAGGAGUUUGACCAAUGUUUAUCGAAUAGCGAGGAGACGGAAAAUUUUGUGAGUGUAUUGGCAGGACAUGAGCACUUCGUCGUUAUGACAAGUUUUGGUCGCCUGCUUGCUUGGGGUUCCAAUGAAAAUUAUCAAUUAGGCACAACUAGCAAUGAAGUUAUGCAUCAGCCUUGUGAAAUUGUAUUGGACUCACCUAUACAACAAUAUACUUGUGGCCCUGAAUCAACACUAGUACUAACUGAAAAUGGCGGACUAUAUCUUACCGGAAGGUUAAACGAAUUUAUAUUUUCACAAUUCACAGAACUCCAAAAGAAUUUAUCAUCCACGGAGCAGAUUAUAUUUAUGCACAUAUCCAAAGCAAGUGAAAUAUACAUAGUAACAAACUCUGGUAGCAUUUACCGUAGUAUAGAGUCACUACGCAAUAAAAGUUUAAUUUUUCAACGUUUUUACGACUAUGAUAGCGAAGAAAAUGGACCAAUUUGGAAAUUACUAAAAGGUUUCUCAUUUUACACGGUGCUAACUAAAGCAAAUAAGUUUUAUACCACGUUUUCUGAAAGCGGUCAUCAUUUAAAGACAUUUCGCGAAAUAUCAAAAUUCAAAAAUCUUCGUAUUAUUGAUAUGGCAGUCGGAGAUCAACAUAUACUUGUGCACGGAAUACCAAAAUCAUCCACAUUGUCAGUAACUGUUGGACCAAGUGGGGAACAUCGCUUUAUGAGUCGCAGUUUCGUUAUUAAUGGAAAUGGUAGCAGAACUAACAGUGGUCGACAGAUUGCUAGAGAUAAGAUUUUAGAGGAAAGCGAAGAAGGAGUUAAUGAGAACAAUAAUAAUAUCUCCGCUGUAAAUGCGGAACGACAAGAAACUCCAAAACCAAAUACACCAGUACAUGAAAAUGAUGCACUUGUUAGCAGUAACUUAGUUACUAACAAUAUGAUUGAAAUAGUCAAAAAUGAGGAAAACCAAAAUGCUGAUGGCGAAGGUGAACACAUAGGCAACGGAGAGAUGAAUAAUAAUGAAAACAUAAAUGACAACAUUGUUGAGAAAGUAGAAAUUACAAACGUAGCAGAAAAUAAUAAUAGCACCGCUAAACUUGAGGAAAGUUUAAACGAUGCAAAACAAGGUUCAACAAACAAUAAAUCGCCGACAGAGUCUAUUAAGUCACGGAAGUCGAUUCGUUCUCUUAAAUUUGAGCCAGCUGUGCUACAAAAAGCUGAUUCCAGUAGUAAGUUAUUACGUCCACGCACACCAUAUCCCGAAGGCAGCAAUGGUGGCACUCCUCAAGCUCUAAAGCGUACACCUUUGCGUAACUACUCAUAUGAGGCAGCUAUGAAUCAUGAGUACAUUGAACACACUUCCCCAGCUUUAGUAGAUAGUUUAGAAAAUAUACCAGAAAGCGUUAAUGGUGAAACAGCACCAAUAACUGCAAUAGUAUCAUCCCCAACUCCACCUACCGAAGAAGAUGAGCAGCUAACUGUAGAAAUUAACACAACCCGAGAUGCUUUAGACCAUACCAUAUUAGUAAAUGAAAUCCGCUUUAUAAAUAAUGGCAUUGAUGUAACUGCAAAUGUGAAACAAAAAAUUACUGAAGAAUCGGAAGAAGAAAGUGAUAUUGACGUUGCAAGUAUCAACGGUUCAAUACAUGAAGCAGCAGAGGAAACAUAUAAGGAGGCUGAAGGCAUACUUAAUAAACUGGAACGAGAAAUAGAUGCGCAUGUCGAGAACGUUAAGGAAAUAAAAACCGAUUUGCAAGAAAAUGCCGUGGAAAAAGUAGAUGAACUUAAUAAUAAAAUAGAAACAAAAUAUUUGGAAACACGUACAGUAGCAGAAGAUAUGGUCAACAAAACUGCAACAGAUGCAUGGGAGACCGUCAACUUGAUUGAAAAAGACAUAGACAAAGCCAAAUAUAAAGCAGUGACGGCCAUAGAGGAGGACAUAAAUGAAACAAAAGAAAAGACCAACACGUUCACUGAAAAAGUAGAAGCCAAAUUGCUAGGGGCACGUGAAACUGUAGAAACUGCUGCAAAAAAUGCAGCUACUGGUGCUCGUGAAACUGUAGAAUCUGUCGGUGAAAAUGCUAAACGCAUGGCGAGCGAUGCUAAGCAGGCAGUUGAAAAUGCAGGUAGCAAUGCAAAGCAAGCAGUUGAGAAUGCAGGCAACAAUGCCAUUAAAGCAGCAGAUAACGCAAGAAGUUCUGUAGGUACUGCGGUUGAAAAUGCAUUAUUCAAGGUUGCUGACAAUACUAAAUAUGCUGUGGACACAGUUGCCUCAAAGAUAUCACAUGGCAUGCACGACGCUAAGGAAAACCUAUCUUCCCUGUUACAUGGCAAACAACAAACGCAACGAACGCCCGAUGAAGAUGACAACUCUUCAAAGGACGGUGGCGCAAAAACGAACACAACAGGUGAGGAUGAUGAACGUACAACGGCUUCGGUUAAUUCAAAUCAAAAUUCUAUUGGCAAUCCUUUUGAAGGUUCGAAUCCGUUUGAAAGUAAUAAUCCUUUUGAAAAUGAGUCAGAUGACGCUAUUCAACGUGGUAAACGUGCUUUACGUGAUGAAGUAAUGGCCACACAACGUUACGUGGAGCAUGAAGCAGAAGACGGAAAAGGCAAAGUGCGUCAAUUUUUUAGCGACAUGCGAGCUAAAAGCAAAAACAUUUCUUGCCGAAAUGAAAAGUCCAUACAAGUUGAUGAUGAGCCACCUCGUUAUGCUGUUAAUGGACAUUCUAACACGAAUAACCAACUUCAGCCAACAUCUAAAGUUUGCGUUUUGCUAUAGUUUUGUUCUCACAUCACUUGCAGAUUCCAAUUGAUUUUAUUUUACUUGCGUUACAAAUUCACAAAAUAUUAAAAAUUUUUUA